AUGAGGUGCAUCUUGCCCGACUCCGACGGCGCUCCCGCCGGAUACAGUCACUUCACCCUGAACGGGCGGCCUUUCAAAGUCGGUGACGCCGUCUGCACCCGCCUGGCGGAAGCGGCUGCGGGCGAGCACCGCCGCGUCACCCGCGACAUCUUCAUCGCCCUGUGUCAGCUCUUCAGGGAGGAGAAAAGCGGUCAGAACUUCGCGGAGCCCCCAGGCGUAGACAAGAAAGGGUACGGUCAAGGCUGGGAGGAUGCCCACGCGAUGGUCUACGGGCUGGCAAUCAAGGUCCUUGGCGGCCCGCUGUACAACAAUGUCCCGCAACCUGAACCUUCCGCAGAGUUAGUCGACGGCGAUGCGAAGCCUUUCGUCAUGGCCAUGCGCACCAUCGUGAGAAGUGUCCCGGAGUCCCUUGCCGAGAUGGGUCACUCCGGAAAUAGCGAUCGAGGCCGACAACAGAAGCUGUCCGAGGGGCUGUCAGGCAAUCCUGGACCGUCGUCACCCGACCGUGAGAGCAAUGUCGAGAAGACGGAACCGACGAAUGCUGAUAAGAUGGGCUCGACGCGGAUGGCCAAGGACGACAAAGAACAAAGAGGCUGGCUGGAGGAGGCACUCAGCAACCGCUUCUCUUCCGGACCGAAUGACGAAAUCGAGGAAGACUCAAUGUCCCUGGCAUCGCAGGCCUCCAACACGCCGAUCAACACACCCUCAGCGGUCAGCAUCAGCAACUCGGUCCUGCGAGCCCUCGCCACGCCGCCCCUGUCAGCGAGCCCGUCUUCCUCGAGGCCAAGCCCCUCGACCCCCAACUGCUCCAAGCCCAGUCGCUGCAGGCCUGGCCAACCCGACGGGAGCCUCAAGAGAUCGGAAAUUAUCCGCGGCCUCGACACCACAGCGCUCCUCACGCACUUUGAGCGCCAGUCGCGGCUCGCGGAGCGCCGUAUCGUCGCGGAGCUCGCCAGAACGAGCAUCCUCCGCCAGGCCAUCCUCCAGGAUCGCUUCUUCGGUCGCGUGCCGUCGUUCGUGGGGACGCCGGACGCGAGAGAUCCGGUUGAGGGCCGCAGCGGCGCCGACGACGACGACGACGACGACGACGACGACAACGAAGUCGAAAACGCGGGCGUCACGAAUGGGAUCAACGAUCCGUUCCUGGGCGAGGCGCAGCAGGAUCGCGCCGUGAAGGAGGUCAAGACACUGUUCCGGCAGUGGCGGAAGGCGGCGGCGGACGCCACCAUGGACGCUGGCGUGCUGGACGAGGGCAUCCGGACCACUGAGGAAGGAGAAGAAGACGACAACAGCACCCGCCCGGUGGAAGACUCGAUGAUUCCGUACCUCGGUUCCGAGGUUCCGAUCGCGGGCCGUGGCGAGAACGCGACGGUGCCCAGCCCAGGGUCCGAAUCCGUGUACAGCAGCGACGGUAUCUGGCUCACCGGAAGUCCACAGCGGUUUACCGCAAGCCCGGAGCGCUUCGAUGUGGCGUCGCCGCCAAUGAGCCCCUGCAUGCAACGCCAGUAUCGCUUAAUGAUCGACCAUUUCGCGUCUCGGAACGCCUACAGCUCCAGCUCCAGCUCCGACUCCGACCAUGGACACUGA
Messenger RNA from Colletotrichum destructivum, 1587 nucleotides. RefSeq lists its product as uncharacterized. The transcript has a single exon. Lineage: Eukaryota; Fungi; Ascomycota; Sordariomycetes; Glomerellales; Glomerellaceae. The record is from RefSeq and is a predicted model, not a curated record. Bases 1 to 1587 code for a protein of 528 amino acids.